AGCAAUUUCCAGCCGGCGCCAUGUGCAGAUUCAACGCUUCCAGAGGCCAAUGCCGAAUACCACGUACUGCAAAGAAUGGGCGACAGAAGAGGCGCUCCCCCUGCCGUCGCAGCCAUUCCUUACGGCCUACAUGACAGUCCUGGCCUUGGCAGCCCUGGUGCUUGGUGUGACCAUCCGCAGUUUGCGACCACAGGCCAUCAGACAACUUCUGAAAGAUGCUGGUGUAGCAAUGCACAAGGUGAAGAGCACUGCCACUGAAAUCGAACGGAAGAUCUUCCACCUCUGUGGUUUGUUGGUACCAUUGACUUACCAACUCCUGCUGACACAUGGAGUUUCUAGAGGCUUUUGUGUGACAUUGUGCUGGCUAAUCACCGUUGUGGGCGUUUGCUGUGACUACCUGCGAGUGCACGUGCCGUUUGUCAGGGAUCACUGGCCCUUGAAGUCGAUCCUUCGCGAAAAGGAAGCGAACCAACUCUGCGGAGGAAGCUACUUCUCUCUGGGUUGUACAUUAGCGAUUCAGGUCUUUGCCCCAGUGAUAGCCAUGACAUCCAUUCUCUUUUUGGUCAUGGGCGAUAUGACCGCAGCUUUGAUUGGCCGCUCCUUUGGUCAAAGCGUUUGCAGCAUGAAGAUUGGCCCUGGAGGCAAGAAGUCUGUGGAGGGCAGCGCAGCUAUGUUUCUGACCUGCUUUGUUUUCGGUUGCACGAUUUUCAGUCCCGUUCAUCUCAGAGAAUAUGCUGUGGUCAUCGGUGCCCUGGUGGCCACCUUGACGGAGCUGUACGAACCCUUUGGCAUCAACGACAAUGUGACAAUACCUUUGCUGAGUGGCGUUGCAUUGACCUUUGGCUUUGCCAGAACGUAUUCCUGUGAACCGGCACGUAGCCCGUUACUAUGGUAUUUGUGAGGGAUCAGCUUGAGACAAGCGAGAAAAACGGCCAUGUAUGCCAUUGUUUUUG
Cladocopium goreaui is the source of this 953-nucleotide messenger RNA. The record is from the annotation of a GenBank genome assembly. Lineage: Eukaryota; Dinophyceae; Suessiales; Symbiodiniaceae.